Messenger RNA from Penicillium brasilianum, 1134 nucleotides. NCBI's taxonomy places the organism in Eukaryota, Fungi, Ascomycota, Eurotiomycetes, Eurotiales, Aspergillaceae. The record is from the annotation of a GenBank genome assembly.
AUGCAGGCAGUGACUUGGGGUGGAAAUCCUCUUCAAGUUAACUUGUCAACCCUGCCGAUACCGGAAAUCCUUGACUCAACGGAUGCCAUUGUUAAAGUCAGUUUGUCAGCUAUUUGCAGCGCUGAUAUUCACACCUACAAUGGGGCUUACGAGGAUAAAGAAGUGCCAUGGGUCAUGGGACAUGAAGCACUCGGGAUCAUUGUUGAAGUUGGCAAUUCAGUGACUUCCUUCUCAAUCGGGGAUAAAGUUGUGGUUCCGGAUCAAGGAUUGAAUGGAGAUCAGGAUGAAGAUCUAUCUACCGCCGAGUUACUGGGACUAGGACUUGGCUCAGGCUUUUACUCAACGACUGGUUGCCAGGCGGAGUACGUCCGGGUUCCAUUCGCAAACGACAAUCUCUUCCCCAUCCCCUCACAAGUCGAUAAUGGCUCUUCAAAAUCACUUGUCGAGAACAUUGACAUCGAUUACCUUCUCGCAUCAAGUAUCUUCGCUACAGGGUGGGGAGCCCUCGAUCUAGCCGGAUAUCAGCCAGGGGAUUCAGUCGCGAUAUUUGGAGCGGGCCCUAUAGGACUUAUGGCCGUCUAUUCGGCCAUACUUCGCGGUGCUACUCGCAUAUUUUUCGUCGACGGCGAUCUUCAGCGUCUAUCAAUCGCCGAGGGACUCGGUGCCAUGCCAAUAGACCUAAGAUACUCGGAUCCGACUGCGAAGAUACUUCGCCAGGAACCAGAUGGUGUUCUCCGGAGUGUUGAUUGUGUUGGGAUUGAAGCGGCGAACAAGCUUCAAUUGAGGGAAGAUAAGGUUUUGCAGAAUAUGACGGCCAUCACAAAGGUUGACGGUGGUAUUGGUCGAUUGGGGAAGUUUCAAGCCAACUCGUCGAGUACAUCGCCGUGGCAAUUCCUUCUGCCAACCUUCCAGGUUGCUAUGUCUGGUCUCUUCAAAAAGGGUCCUCGGGUCAGAUCAGGUGCUAUUGACUCGGCCUUUAUUGCGCCCCAACUUAUCGAGAUGAUAUCAAAAGGCAAGGCUAAGCCUAGCUUUAUUGUGAGCAGUAUCAUCGGUUUGAAUCAGGCUCCGCAGUUUUACGAGAGGGCCAGUCAGCAUUUGGAGACCAAGGUUGUGAUCAAAUUUCCUUCCCUGUAA